Molecule: messenger RNA, 4975 nt
Organism: Pieris napi
Lineage: Eukaryota; Metazoa; Arthropoda; Insecta; Lepidoptera; Pieridae
Exons: 25
Coding region: 137-4249 (1370 amino acids)
Cellular component (GO): membrane
Molecular function (GO): G protein-coupled receptor activity
Source: RefSeq, a predicted model, not a curated record
UUAGUACCGCGGCAAUCGCCGUCGUUAAAGGUUGUGUGUAAUGUUAUUGUCUCUCGCGUCAAUUUACGAUGUUUUGUGUACUAUUAAGUGAUCAGUGAUUUAUGAUAGAGCCUACAUUUUAGAAGAAAAUUAUAAAAUGCUCACAGCAUCCCGCCUGAGCAUAACGAUCAUCGUAAUACUACUGAAAUCAGUGGAUGGUGAGCCUCACCGGGAAAAUCAGAGCUGUGGAGGCCGGCUCAAGGGCCCCGUGGGAACAAUUCAUACCCCAAACUUCCCCAACCCGUUCCCCGUCCCCAUCAAGUGCAAAUGGAUCAUCGAGCACGAUAUCGUGAACGGCACUAUUUCGAUAUACUUCACGCAGCAGUACAUCACUAGUGGGUUGACGUUUACGGAGUAUAUGUACUAUGACGACACGUACAAGUUGGGGGAGAGGCGGGCUCUCACUGUCACGGAAGAGAACAUAACUAGGAUUAAAUAUUUACAGGUCCAAAGUCCAGUUUUGGUGGUAGAACUGACACUAGACCGGUUAGAAGGCACUCAGCUACGAGCAUUGGGCCUUCUGCAGGUGUUCGGACUCAAUGUAACGUUCGCUGUGCGGCCACCCGCCCUUACGCCCGCCCAAGCACAGGCUUCCUGCAGCGCAAUUGAGUGCCGUUUGCUUGGACAUUGUUAUGCCUCUUCUGAUUUUACAGAAUUCUCAUGUUCAUGCUUCGAGGGCUAUUCAGGUCCCGACUGCGGUAUCGGCCCAUUGUGUCCUACCACAUCUAACUUAUGCAAAAAUAACGGAAUAUGCAGGCAAAUGGGGCCAGCGGCCGUAAGUUGCAUCUGUGCGCCGGGCUACACUGGCGACCUUUGUGAAUCAGAAAUAGCCGCUCCAGAGUGCGGAAUUGAAGAAUGCUCAGAAAACUGUAAAGAAGGAAAAAAUUGUGACUGCAAUCCGAAGGACAGUGAUAGCAUUUCUGCUCGUUUUGAAACAAAACUGCAGAUCGCAGAUAGCGGAAAUGCAAAUAUAACCAAAGAAGUCACUGAGCAGAUAACUGAUUAUCUGCGAUCAUCAAACAUAACUCUACACGAUGAAAUCGAAGUCUUAAAUAUAAGUUCAGCAAACCACAACAGUCGCACUGUAUGGUUGCGUGUUUGGGGAUUACGGCGUGAGGCCGGCGCAGUUCGAACCGCUUUAGCAAGACUUGCGUCACGCGGCACUGACUCGCUUCGACUCUUGCCCGUGACAUUGCACUUUGAAAUGCAGCCUGCACUUAGCUUACACAAAUUAAUAAUAAAUCAGCAUCCAGAAGUGUGGGAAGGUGCAGAGUUCAUACUGAGUUGUAUGUCUUACGGCUCACCUAGUAUCACUUUCACGUGGUAUAAGGAUGGAGUCAGAAUCAACUUUAAAGGUACUACGAGAGGUAUAUGGACUCGGACGGUCGCAGAAGACGCGUUAGGCCGCCGUAUGUCAGUACUAGGAGUGUCGUCUGCCAAAAAGCUGGAUAGUGGCAAGUGGUCCUGCGCAGCCGAAGACGCGGGUCGACGGAGGUGUAGUGCCUUGAGAAUUACAGUUUUCCGUCCACCAAAUAUCAUCCUUGUUCCAUCCACACUUACACUGAAUAAAGGUGACAAUGUCAGUAUAACCUGUUUGGCCGGAGCAGGAAGGAUACAUGGGACAUUAGGGUUCAGUUGGGCUCGAGAGAAAAGUCUCCUUGCCCUGGCACCAGGCCGUGAAGUUUGGGAGGAUCUUUACCCCGCUGGGAGUGUACUUAAAUUAUAUAACGUUCAGAAAUCCGGUGAAUACAGCUGUCAAGUGUCAUCAGCAGCUGGUGCCAACUCUAAAUCCGUCACAGUGUGGGCACUAAGCCCAACUGAAGAUGUGUGUCCAAGUGAACCCUCCCAUGGUAUUCGAUGGCCUCAAACCGCUCCAGGUGCUCAUACUGUGGCUAACUGCCCAGUUGGAUAUACUGGUGAAACUACAAGAUUUUGUGAACCAAAAACGAUUCAAUCUGGCGUAAAGUGGGCUCAUCCAAAUUUCUCCGGCUGCAUCGACGAAUCAUUACAAGAUACUUAUGAACAGUUCACUCGAAUAUCUUACGGCUACUCCUGGGUGCCCGUAAACGAUGUUUUACGCCAAUACGGAUCAAUACUCCGAUCUCUGCCUAGUCAUCCGGGUGCCGCUACAGUACCACUUCACCAUAAUCUUGAUAUCCUAAAUUAUCUCCGGUCUCCCGUAGCACAGAGGAAGGAAAGAGAAUUAAGUGCUGAACCACUCUUGAGGAUAUACGACAUGUUGCUGAAGUAUCCCGAAGGAUUCCUUGAUGAGCAGAAAAUUUACGAUCUCCAAAACGCAAUAGUGGACACAGCGACAAUGAAGGAAGAACUUCAUUUUGUGGGCCAAGACUAUUCUGCAGAAGUCAGAUUAGUAUUAGACAAAGCACACUUCGUUUUCCCAUUAAGCCCGAAUUCUGAAGAAUGGUUAUUGACCUCUUUGGACGUGGAAGUAGAGGGUCAGGGGAACGUGUCUAUGGCUGUAGUUAAUUAUAAGGAUCUGUCGUCUCGCCUACCUUCUCUGCGAAGAUCUAUUGGACUCAUAGGCGGUCGUGAAGUUGAAUACAAUAUGGCGUCUUCGCAAUCUCAAGUUCGAGCGUAUGGUGGACAUGAUGCCCAAUACAUAGUCACGCUGCUUUUCACACAUGCAAAGAAUUACACCGCUAUUGAAUCGAAGUUGGCCUGCGCCUUACGAACCGCAACAGAUCCUUCGACUUGGGAUAUAACUGCGUGCGAAGUGAGGGUCCCUGAGCCAAGCCACAUUUCUUGUCGAUGUCGCGGUUUGGCUACGUACGCGCUCUUCACUGUUGCACGCUCUACACUCACAGAUGCAGAAAGGGACCUGGGUGAAAUUGUUAAAGUGACGGUUGGCUUGGGAGGUGCACUGUGCCUUAUGGCCGCCUUCAUACAGUUCGUGACCACAAUAUCUGGCGGCCCAAGACUAGCGUCAAUUUUAAGAAUGGUUACUGCUGCGUCAAAUGCGGCUGCUUUGCUGACGUUACUCGAAUGCGAUACUAGGCAGGAAGAAUCGUGUCCGGGUGUAUAUGGGUGGAUUUGCGCAGCGAGUUGGUGCAUCGUGUGUGCCGCACUUUGCGCGCAGCCUUUAUUGCUGCAAGCCGAGUUAGCUGGACGACCACAGAGAGCCAGCUCCGUUGGAAUACUUGCUGGUUUCGGUACCAUAGUAUGGCUUUGCGCUAGACUAUGGGGUGGGGCCCCACUACAGCUAGGCUCUGGUGCUCAACUUAUAUGCGCAGGCGGCUGUACGCUGCUGACGCUACUAUGUGCGGUUUUAGCGUUUUGCGCUGCGUAUAACAUGCGCAUAGUUAAGCGCAAGGUUCCCGCUGAGAGGCGGACUUAUUUGAGUAACAGAAUUCGCAUAGUCCGCCAUACUCUCAUCCUAUUGGUCACGACGUCUGCCGCGCAGAUGGCCAGCAUUGCGUACGCGCAACCUGGUGACCGAAAAUUAACCCUUGUUGCCGGACUUGCCGUUACCGCAUUGGCUGAUGGGUUGUCAAUGUUCCUCUGCUACGUGUUAUGUGAUGACGACAGCAUUCAACUCGCGCGUCGAUUAAUGUCCCUUCCUUCAGGCAAUAAGCAGCGAGGAGACACAACAUUAAGCUUGUACAUCGCACAAAGCGGAGAGGCCGAGAGUCUAGGCUUCGACGGCUCCUCUCCCAUUACUCCGCUCUCUUCUUACUGGAGGUUCGACAGUCCCUCUAAGAUUCACAGAAAUUCGCAAGAUAGUCGCGCUGAUAUAGUGCGAAGUACCGAAUACACCGCCAGCCCGCAUAAUCCGAGAAAAAUGACCACUCGGGCCCUUUGCGACCUCAUCCCUCAGCCUGAUUUAAGCUCCACAUACAUUGAGCUGAAAGUCCCCAAACAAGAUAUCCUUAACUUCGAUCCUCCUAACAAAGUAAGACCCUUUAAAAUUAAUUUCACAGAUCUCAACAUACCUAGAUGCACCUUAUGCCAAUCUAACCCAGACAUAUCCCUUCCUAUAAAAAGCUGUUUGAAAAAACCAAAAAUUUUCUCAUCCAGUAUUUCAUUACCAGCCGAGGAAAACCUAAAAACAAAUAUAGAGUUAAUUAAUAUUAAGUGGAAUCAGGUGUACGAUUCUCCAACGGACCAAAUGAUUAAUAAAAUUUCUCAUGAUUUAGAUUUUUUGCUAAAUAGAAAGAAUAAAGAUAUACAAAUACAGGAAGCGCCCACCUAGAUUAGUUUUAAAAUUGUUUUGUAAUUUAAUAAAUCGUAAGAGAUAAAAUACUGUUGCAACCUUAAAUGAAAAUUAGAAACCCAUGACCAUAGACAUUUUUACAUAAAAUUACUUAACAAAAACUUUAACAUAUUUUAACCUAACAGAAAUAUUUGACUAACUCAAAAAUACAAGCAACGUAUACGUAAUGUAUUAGACCAGAAAUUUUAUUGUUAUGAUGUUCUUUUGUUUUGACAGACUACAGGAUAUGUAAUCUGUGCGUGGUUUAGUUUUUUUUGUCUUUCUGUAUAAAUUACAUAAAUCAACAACAACAAACACAUAGCAACAAUUUUCUCUAUUCCAUUAUGGCAACAGUUUUACUCUUACAACAGUAUUUUAUUUGUUACUGCCUACGAGUUUUAGUGAAAUUAUAUGAUUGCCCAUUUUAACCUCAUUUGUUAUAAGUAUAAAAAUGUAUCUCACAAAAAUAAUGUUAAUGCAUAAUAAGUAUUAUCUAGGUACCUGCUAAUUUUAUAUACCUAUUUAUUAACCAUUCUUAUUAGUGUAGUUAUCCUAAAAAUUAUUUCCCUCAAAUUGUAUUAUAUAAGAAAUUUUAAAUUUUUGUUUUAACCAUUGCAAUAAAAUUAAGUUUAUUUGUAAUAAAAUUAUAAUAUAAAUUUUUAAAAUAAGGUACUGUUAUCGUGUAAAUAAUUCUUUUUGUAUUGAAAAUAAAGGUAUCUCAGUUUU